This is a messenger RNA of Lasiodiplodia theobromae, 1371 nucleotides long. RefSeq lists its product as uncharacterized. The record is from RefSeq and is a predicted model, not a curated record. NCBI's taxonomy places the organism in Eukaryota, Fungi, Ascomycota, Dothideomycetes, Botryosphaeriales, Botryosphaeriaceae. The coding region runs from base 1 to 1371 and encodes 456 amino acids. The transcript has 7 exons.
AUGGAGCAGCAGGCCGCCGCUUGCGGCGAUACUCUCGAAAUCGACGCAGAAUAUCUCCGUUUCCUGGUCACGCACGCGCAUGCUACACGUCCCUUAGAUCCAUUUGAUUCUUCUAUGGUGCGGAUUCGCGGCAUCGAGUAUGAUUUCCUGAAGCGCAGUCUUACUGACUAUCUCACCCUCCGGAAGAACAUGCUUGAUUAUGGCAUCAAGCCUACCAUUCUUGAAGCGUUCUUGAAUCCGGACGGCUUCGACGCUCAUUCUAACACUACACAGCGCCCCAGUGGCUUUGGUGCUGGAAUAUCAAUGCCCGAGUCAAUGGAACAUCCCGUACCUAGCUCCUUCGACCAUGUCACGCACAUUCUCACAGGAAACCCCGUCAUGAAUGAGACUGCGCUUCGCCCCAAUGAACGCUGGUACGAUAGCGUUACUGCCUCGGAGGCUGAAGCCGGCUUUAAUGCUACCCCGGAAGUCUUCACUACUCACAAUCCAGAAGCCCCCGUCUUUCGGAUGCCCGAGCAAUCCGAAUCUGAGUAUGACCUUCCCGUGACUGGAGGUAGCAAUGACUAUGGCCGCGAGUACAACGUUGAGCACGACACAUCCUCUAGACCAGGACACAUCUCACUCAAUGAUAAACGUACCAUUGAAAUCACGGGCUUUUCGCCAGCUACUUCUCUCAAGGAGGUUGUUGCACACGUCAAGGGUGGCAUGAUUGUCGAGGCCUACCGUUGUAAUGAUCGAGUUGUACGCCUCUCCUUUCUACAUGGCGUAGACGCCGAAGCUUUCUACACCUAUGCAAAGCGCAAUGACAUGUAUAUCAACAACAAGCGGGUUGCAGUCAAUUGGUCUGGUCGGCAGUGGACAAUCUCUCCCUUCAUAGAGAGCAAGAUCAUGCACGGAGCUACACGCGUCUUGCGACUACACGAAGCGUGUCGCUAUCUCACUGAGCAAAACAUUCGACUUGACAUGGAUCACAUUGACAACCUUAUUAUCCUCGACAUCAAGGCGCAAGGGAAUGAUCUUGUUGUAUACACUAACUCCGUGCAACUUUGUGGAUUCGCUCGUAGCUGCAUGAUGUCGCGCAAGCCGUACAAGUCACUGAAGAUUGGAUUCGAGAGAGAUGACUGCGACGAGCCUCUUCCCCAGCGCGUUCGUCCUAACUACGCCAACCCCGCUCGCCCGUCUUCUCAGCACACGUUUCAGCCAAGGGCUUCCGGCAACUUCUACGAUGUCCUCGACUUGGAGCCCACGGAAGAUGAGGAAGAUGACAACAGUCUAUGGCAGACUGGCAGGCACGAUAGAGCUUCCAGUGACUUCUCCUCGGUGAUCUACGAGGCGCGCCAGGAUGAUUCAGACCCUAUACACAUCGAUUAA